CAGCGGUUCCCGAAAAAAAGCCACGCUUUCGACUCCCCUGUCCGCUCUCCUUGUCAAUGCAUUUACACAAUCGCGACUGACCUGAACCCGGCAUCUAGCAUCAGAACGCUAUAGAAAUCGUUCUCCCAUCAGGGUCUGUGAUCCCAAUAACGACCAAUUAUUUGUCGCCGACCUAUCGCCCGGCUUCUCCUUGUCCAGCUUCAACAAACCUUGACGUUGUCACGGACACCGCCUUUGCCUCGUUGCGUCACUAGUACAUUCCCCGGCCCUUCGCAACGAAAGGUCGACCAACCAGACGAUCCGACGUUUAGAUUUUACAAAAGCACGUUUCGCCUUGAUUCUCGAAGAUAGUCAUCGACAACACCCUUUUAAAGUAUUUGAGACUAGAAUCAUAAGACAAAGGGCACAUCAUGCCCGCAGCCACAACCUCUGGGGCUGAUGCCUCAAACGGAUCGUCCGCCCACAACCGCCAGCACAACCAGGGCAACCAAGAGCGCAAAUACACAGCCGAGCAGAAGGCUGCGGUCCUGCGAAUCCGGAAAUGCGAACCCACCGCCUUUUACGAGAUCCUCGAGGUGUCCAAGACAUGUACCGACGCCGAGAUCAAGAAGGCCUACCGCAAGCAGUCCCUGCUGACACAUCCGGACAAGAACGGCCACGAGCACGCCGACGAGGCAUUCAAAAUGGUGUCGCGCGCCUUCAGCGUUCUGGGUGACAAGGAGAAACGCGACAAGUAUGACCGCUUCGGAACCGACCCGGACAGUAGGUUUGCCAGCGCGCAGCAGCAGAAUCCGUUUGCCGGCUUUGCAAAUAGGGGAGCAGCAAGGGCGCAUCAGGGAGGCAUGUGGGGAGACGACGCAGACAUCAGCCCCGAGGAAAUGUUUGCGAGGUUCUUUGGCGGGGGAGGUUUUGGUGGGGGUCCCUUCGGAGCCGCUUUCGACGGAGGGCCGCAGUUCGUCUUCAACUUUGGCGGCGGGCCUGGUAUUCGGGUGCACCAAUUCGGCGGAGGAAGGCCCAGGACUCGUCCUCGGCAGGCUGGACAGCAACAAGAAGGAGGCAAUAGUAUGUGGAGCACAUUGAUGAGCCUCUUGCCCAUCAUUAUUCUCUUCAUCUUCCCCAUGAUCUCCUCGCUAUUUUCCGGAGCAACAACGGGGCCAUCAACACCGGCCAUGGCUUUUGAGCAGGCCAUACCCCCUUACACAAUGGCACGUAAAAUGCCCAACGUCAAGGUCAAUUACUAUGUCAACCCAAACGACGUCAGGCAUUAUUCUGCCUCGAAGCUGUACAACUUGGAUCAGAGGGCCGAGCACAUCUUUGUGCAGCAGCUACAGCAACAGUGCGAACGAGAGAUGACAGAGAAGCGGCGGUUGAUCGAGGAGGCCCAGGGGUGGUUCCGUACAGAUCAAGAGAAGUUGGCCAAGGCCGAAAGGUUCGAGACACCAGCUUGUAUCAGGAUCAAGAACCUUUAUUCUCCAGGAUCGAAAUACUAAAACGGAGGUUGAUAUCUGCCUUGCGGAGAGGGUCGUCGUGAUGUGGAGGCUGUUUGUGUUGGGCCCAAACGCUGGGUAGUAUUAGUGAGCUGUAGGCAUAGCAUGCAGUUCCGUGGGAGACCUUCUUGAGUAGACCAACAGACGGAGUGGACGUCGAAACGUAUACUUGAUGCGUACUGGCUAACGUCUUAUGAGAAAUGAUGUUUGUGUAAUCCUAAUUCAAAUAUCUGUGUAUUUACAUGGGGUUCCUGGUCACUGCUUCUUCAUGACAUUCUUACCUUUGAAUCGGGAAAUGGCCAUAAGUGUUGAGACUGCUGAGGGCCGUGGGCCAUGGCCUAGGAUAAGCCAUUGUACCUACUAGCAAUUCUCU
Messenger RNA from Neurospora crassa OR74A, 1860 nucleotides. Its product is annotated as ER associated DnaJ chaperone. The transcript is spliced from 2 exons. Gene Ontology annotation, biological process: cellular response to misfolded protein. The record is from RefSeq and is a predicted model, not a curated record. The coding region runs from base 411 to 1490 and encodes 359 amino acids. NCBI's taxonomy places the organism in Eukaryota, Fungi, Ascomycota, Sordariomycetes, Sordariales, Sordariaceae. Gene Ontology annotation, cellular component: endoplasmic reticulum membrane. Gene Ontology annotation, molecular function: Hsp70 protein binding.